This is a messenger RNA of Nelumbo nucifera (sacred lotus), 2165 nucleotides long. RefSeq names its product Transducin/WD40 repeat-like superfamily protein (gene TRM82). Gene Ontology annotation, molecular function: protein binding. Lineage: Eukaryota; Viridiplantae; Streptophyta; Magnoliopsida; Proteales; Nelumbonaceae. Gene Ontology annotation, cellular component: cytosol; nucleus; tRNA methyltransferase complex. Gene Ontology annotation, biological process: RNA (guanine-N7)-methylation; tRNA modification. The record is from RefSeq and is a predicted model, not a curated record.
CAAGUUCCACCAAUGUAGAGAAGUUCUGUUCGUUGUAUUUUUUUGUCAAGCCAAACACAGCCUUAGAAGAUUUAGAAGAUUGCGUGCGGAAUCUCCGGAUCCGGAAGUCCUGGAUUUCCAAUUGGCAGGAAAUGGCCUUUGUUCCAACUUCCAACUUCCCAAUCGCUAGCGUAAAACUCGAUUGAGUGAAAACCGAAAAUCCAACCCAACCAAUCCAACAGGCCCAUAGCCGAUCAACUUCCACAUUUCGAAACCUGAUGGUUGGAAGUUGGAACAAGCACUCGAUCUACUAAACCCUAAAACCCUAACGGAAGAAGAGAGCAGCGGACCACCAAAGCACAGGCAAAGAAUUGCUGUCCGAGGAGAAUGGAAGAAUCUUUCGUCGAAGAGACAGAAAACAAUAAAGAAACUGAGGUUGCUCCAGCCCUAAUUGCAGUUCAUCCGACAGAGAAAUCUGUGGCUGUUGCUGUCGGCUCGGAGCUUCGUGUCUUUGAUUUGCAUGGAGAUUGCUCAGUUUCAUUGGUGGAUGAUUCUGGAAGGUCUUUUCAUACUGAUUCCAUAAAAGCAAUUCGGUUUGGUGCAAAAGGAAGGCUCUUUGCAUCUGCUGGUGAUGACAAGCUUGUCAAGAUUUGGACUACUGAUUCCUGGCAUUGCAUACGUACAGUGUGCUCUGAAAAGCGUGUGAGUGCAGUUGCUAUAAGUCAUGAUGGUCUUUUUGUUUGUUUUGCUGACAAAUUUGGUGUAGUUUGGGUUGUGGGUCUAGAUGAUAACAGUGAAAAUCAGUCUUCUAUCAAUACAAAGGGAGCACCGAUCCUUGCUCAUUAUUGUAGUAUCAUAACUUCUCUGGAAUUUUCUCCUGAUGGGCAAUUCAUUGUUAGUGCUGAUCGGGAUUUUAAAAUUCGAGUUACAUUGUUCCCUAAGAAACCUCUAAAUGGAGCUCAUGAGAUACAAAGUUUUUGCCUGGGUCAUACAGAGUUUGUAUCCUGCCUCGCCUUUGUUUGUUCUUCAGAUUAUCCAAAUGGGUUUCUUCUCUCUGGCAGUGGUGAUUCAACUGUCCGCUUGUGGGAUUUUACUUCUGGAUCCCUUCUUGAUACCUGUGAAGUUGGGGCAGAGGCAGGACUUGUAGAAUCUGAUAGAGAAGAAGUCUGCCAGCCUGCUGUCACUGAUAUUUGUGCCUCUUCUGAUGGUUCAUUAGUUGCAGUGGCCAUACAGAGCUUGCAUGGAGUAAUGCUUCUGAGCUGUGACCUUUCUAUGGGAAGACUUUCUGUUGUCAAGGUGGUUUCAAUGGAUAUUUCCAUCCCUACAAGUCUAGGGAUGAGCUCUGCAGAUCACUUGUGGAUGGUCACUGGUGUCUCCAGUAUACCUGGCACCAAAUUUCCAUCAUUGGCCCGUGUGAGGGUUUUCUCUGGUUUGCAGAAGGAUAAUCUAAACACUAGCAAAUGUGGACCAAUUUUGUUGAAAGAUACUGAUGUUCCAGGGGGAGAAAAGUUACUUGAAAAAUUACAGGGGAGUCUGUCCAUUGUGGAAGAAGAAAAGGUGUUGGAAGAAGCGGCUGAAGCAGUGAAGACAGCAAUGCAUAAUUUGUUAAUUAAAAGGCCGUAUUCUGUAGAGAAGCGUGAGUUAAGAAAGAGGAGCAGAAAUGAUAGAAAGCUGAAAAGUUGUUAGUAGGUUUUAUAUGAAACUGGUAGCGGUUGAUUCCUUACCGCCGGAUCAGACAGGGUGUUGGGGUUCUGGGAUACGGCCUUAAGAUUUCAGAGGAUUGUUGUCGAUAAAAAUGAGAAAAAGAAUAAGAAAAGGGGAAGAAGAAGAAGGUGGAUGAGAAAGAGAAGAAGAAGAAUUUAUCGUCAGUCUCUGGUCGUCGAUUGAUGCCUCACGCUCAACUUCAAUUGUUGUUGUGGCCGGUGGUCUAGUUACAGUAUAUUGAGAUUUGAGAGAGAGUGGGAGGGGAGUUCGAAUGAGAGAGGAAAGUAUUAUUGAGUUUUAUUGUUUUUUUUUUUGUCUUUUAGUGGCUGGUCAACCAGUUGGACCAUUAUUAACCGAGCAGCCCCGUUAAACUCCUGUUAACUUACUAAGAUGACGUCUUCAUUUUUCAUUGGCAGAUGCACGCUUCCUGUGCAGCGAAGGGUCCACAGGAUUCACGCUCAAUGCAUGUUGUUGUUUGGUUC